Molecule: messenger RNA, 1947 nt
Organism: Rodentolepis nana
Lineage: Eukaryota; Metazoa; Platyhelminthes; Cestoda; Cyclophyllidea; Hymenolepididae
Source: the annotation of a GenBank genome assembly
AUGGCGUUUGCUAUGUGUCUCCUCUUAACGAUUAUCUUCACGACGGCAAGCCAUGCAAUUAAGAAGAAUGAGAUCGUGAUGAAUGCUUCCGAGGGUACUGAAGUCGGUAGCACCAUUGGAUCUCUAGCCACAUCAUAUAGUGCUGGUGCUCGUGAGACUACCUACAUUGGAAUGCUUAAAGCCGACUCAUUAUUUAACAUCGAGAGAAAUGGAAAAGUCGUGGUUGCUAGGCCCAUCGACUUGGAAUCACUCUGCCAGGAGAGGGUUAUUUGUUGUAGCAAUUCAAAACCCUGUCAACUCUCUUACACAGUAAUGGUUGAAAAUUCGCUAUUUGAAAAUUUGGCUGAGAUUCAGCUUCGGAUCCGGAUUAUGGAUACUAAUGAUCACGCACCAAGAUUUCGUAAACCCAAUGGACAGGUGGUUCAAAUCUAUGAAAAGGCCGUGAUCGGAACUUCCAUUAGCAUUGAACCUGCCGAUGACGGCGACUGGUCACUGGAGAAUCAGAUCCAACGGUACGCUCUUCAUGGAUCUGAUAUUCAACGAUACUUUGACAUUGACAAUUCUAAUCUACCUCGCGUUGAACUGCGGCUUCGAGAACCAUUGGAUUAUGAAAAGCAAUCGACAUAUGAGGGUACUCUUGAGGCUUGUGAUAGGCACAACUGUACCACUACCCCUUUAACGAUUAAUGUAAUUGACGUUAAUGAUAAUCUUCCAUUCUUCCACCCCCCUCUGGAAUAUAGCUUGUCCUUACCCGAGGACACACCAAGUGGGAAAAUAAUUUUACGUCUCAAUGCAACGGAUAAUGAUUCACCGCCAAAUGCUCGAAUGCGUUUUGAGUUCGAUGGGUCUGGAGACCCUUCAAUUCCUACUUACUUCCAUUUGGAUCCACUCACUGGAGCUAUAUCCCUAGCCCGCAGGCUUCAAGCUGAUGCUCAGCUAAAUUACCAUUUUAAAGUUCGAGUCAGAGAUGUUUCCGAUUCUGCACCCGAGGGCACCUACAACGACCUUCAGCGUCAAAACACAGUCACCGUUAACGUUCGAGUUGAAGAUAUAAAUGACUUCGCUCCGGAUAUUCAAAUGGUAAUUCCCCCCGAAGGCUCCGAAGUUUGGGUGCCUGAAAACUCACCUCCAACCAAGAUUGUUACGCUAAAAGUCGACGACAGAGAUCUAGGCGAUAAUGGUCAAGUUUCCUGCAGUCUAGACAGCCCCGAUGGCAGUUUCGAGUUAAAACCCCUGGUCUCCUCUGUGUACACUCUCCAUAGUCUACGCAAGUUCGAUGCUGAAGUUGAGCCUAUCAUUUUCGUAAAUGUAACUUGCACAGACAAGGGCACACCACGACCUAAAACUACUCAAAAACUUAUUGUGGUGCGUAUAGAGGAUGAAAAUGAAUUUGAACCUGUGUUCCUGAAGAAGGAUUACACUGCAAGGAUCACAGAAAACGCUCCAAACAAUACUUUUGUUCUUCAGGUUAUCGCGAGGGAUGAAGACCAAUCAGCACAAUUGGAAUACAGUCUCAAAGGAGAUGAUGAUCGCUACUUUAAGAUUGAUCCUGGAACAGGAAAGAUCACAACCAUGGAGCGAGACGUGUAUCAAAUGAGUCGACUGGAUCGUGAAAUGACCCCCGAAAUCACAUUCUUUGUUUUUGUCAGAGACGCCAAACCUGAGCGAGUGACUGAUGGGGGGAAAGGCGAUAGUCAAAAGUCCAAUCGCGUUGUUCAUACUGCUCAAGCUACCGUCACUGUCUACUUAAUAGAUGAGAAUGAUAACGCCCCGUCUUUCACGGAUAUUGGUCCAUUUUACCUCUCGGAGAAUCAGCCCAAGCACUCAAAAGUGAAUGGUCAUCUUAAUGCUGUAGAUCCAGAUGAUGGGCUCAAUGGAAAGGCGAGUCAGAGUGCUCUUAUUGCCUUCUUGCACUUUCAUGCUCUUUACUUUUUUUCUGGGUAUUAG